Camelus dromedarius (Arabian camel) is the source of this 1606-nucleotide messenger RNA. RefSeq names its product glycine rich extracellular protein 1 (gene GREP1). NCBI's taxonomy places the organism in Eukaryota, Metazoa, Chordata, Mammalia, Artiodactyla, Camelidae. The record is from RefSeq and is a predicted model, not a curated record.
CUGCUCUGCUGGCAUCAUGGGCACCUGGGCCUUCCCCACAGCCCUUUUCCUGCUCUGCCUGACUUCUGAAAGCCUGCAAGGCGGUGAGGGCUUAGGAGGCCCCAAUGGCUACCGAUCAGGCUAUGACCCUUCCAGUGGUCUAGGAGCAGGAUUCCAGAAUGGGCGCGGGCUGGGAGCCCAACCAGGCAUUGGAGGGGGCGUGAAACCCCAGAAGCCAGGGUUUAGGAACAGGAAUGGGCUAGGAGUAGGGGCCUUCCCAGGUGCUGCUGCCCAGCCAGGAUAUGGAAAUGGGCUGGGAACUGCUGUCUUCCCAGGGCUGGGAGCCCAGCCAGGCCUGGGAGGGGGCAUGAAACCUCCGAAGCCAGGAUUUGGGACCAGAAAUGGUUUUGGUGCUGGUGCUUUUCCAGGGACAGGAGGGCUGCCAGGCCCAGUGGAUCAGAAUGGCCAGGGACCAGGAAUUGGAAAGAGCGUCAAACCUCAAAAACCAGGAUUCAGCAGUGGGAAUGGGAUGGGAGCUGCCAUCUUCCGAGGAGCUGGAGCCCAGCCAGGAGAGGGCAUUGGCAAUGGCCUGGGGGCCCAGUCAGGUCUUGCAGCCCAAAAUGGCUUUGGACCAGGCUUUGGAGUAGGAGGAAAACCCCAGAAGCCAGGGUUCAGGACAGAGAACAGAGCCCAGCCAGGACUCGGAGGACUGAAACCCCAGAAGCCAGGCUUUGGAGCAGGUGUGGAACCCCAGAAGCCAGGAUUUGGGAAUGGAAAUGGGCUGGGAGUGCAGCCAGGUCCAACAAACCAGAACGAAUAUGGAGCAGGCUUUGGCAGAAGGCUGAAACCCCAGAAGCCAGGAUAUGGUAAUGGAAAUGGACUGGGAGCCCAGCCAGGCCCUGCAGCUCAAAACGGCUAUGGACCAGGAUUUGGGAAUGGCAAUGGACUGGGAGUCCAGGGAGUCCAGCCAGGCCCUACGAUUCCCAUCGGCUACAGACCAGGCAUAGGAGAGGCCAUGAAGCCUCAGAAGCCAGUUUAUGGGAACGGGCUGGGAGCUGGAGCCUUCCCAGGUGAAGGGGUCCAGCCAGGCCCAGGAGGGGGCUUGAGACCUCUGAAGCCAGGAUACGUGCCAGGGAAUGGGCUGCGGCUCCCCUCUGCUCUGGGAGUUGGUUUGAAACCUCAGAAGCCAGGAUAUGGCAACAGAAAUGUGCUGGGGUCCCAGCCAGGUCCCUGCAAUGGUGGGGUCCCUCCACUGCUUCUUCCUAGGCCUCCCACUCCAGGGGUCCCUUCUGAUAAAGUGGGUGGCUGGGGCCUGAAAUCCCAGCCCCCUCCCCCAAUGCAGAAUGGCAAGUUCCCAGGGUACCAGCCUCCGAAUGGCUAUGGACCAGAAGCAGAACUGGGCUUUGGUGGUGGCCUUAAGCCCCAGAAAGUUGGUCCAACCGGGGCCCUGGGGGGCUCUCUCUGGCCCUCCCUCCAGCCCUGGGGGGCUGCCCUGAAGCCUGGAUAUGGGGCUAGAAGUGCAUAUCAAGAGGUGAGGAGCCAGCCAGGGGGCCCCGAGGUGAAGAGAGGCAGCAGUGGCCCACUGGGAAAUGGCUAUGGAGGCCGCUGCCCUUUUGGGAACUGCUGA